UUCUGCCUACCACCCCGGGUCCGGGCCACUUUUAGGGCCGGGCGCACUACGGUGCGCGGCCCGGGGGCCCAGUAUAUGACCCGCCGUCCUGCUGCCGCUCGCUCCCCCCGCCCCAUGUGGCUGCGGGGCCGCGGCGGCGCUGCCCACUAUGGCCCGGAAAGCAGUUAGCAGGAAACGGAAAGCACCCGUCUCUCCGGGAGCUGGGAGCGACGCUCAGGGCCCGCAGUUUGGCUGGGAUCACUCACUUCAGAAAAGAAAAAGACUCCCUCCAGUGAAGAGGUCCUUAGUGUACUACCUGAAGAGCCGGGAAGUCAAGCUACAGAGUGAAACCAGCUACUCCCGGGUGUUACAUGGUUAUGCAGCACAGCAACUUCCCAGUCUCCUGAAAGAGAGAGAGUUUCACCUUGGGACCCUUAAUAAAGUGUUUGCAUCUCAGUGGCUGAAUCAUAGGCAAGUGGUGUGUGGUACGAAAUGCAACACGCUUUUUGUAGUGGAUGUCCAGACAAGCCAGAUCACUAAGAUUCCCAUUCUGAAAGACCGGGAGCCUGGAGGAGUGACCCAGCAGGGCUGUGGUAUCCAUGCCAUUGAGCUGAAUCCCUCUAGGACACUGUUAGCCACUGGAGGAGACAACCCUAACAGUCUUGCUAUCUACCGGCUGCCUACAUUAGAUCCUGUGUGCGUGGGAGAUGAUGGACACAAGGACUGGAUCUUUUCCAUUGCAUGGAUCAGCGACACCAUGGCUGUGUCUGGCUCACGUGAUGGUUCUAUGGGUCUCUGGGAGGUGACAGAUGAUGUGUUGACCAAAAGUGAUGCACGGCACAAUGUGUCACGGGUCCCUAUGUAUGCCCACAUCACUCACAAGGCCUUAAAGGACAUCCCCAAGGAGGACACAAACCCUGACAACUGCAAGGUCCGGGCUCUGGCCUUCAACAACAAGAAUAAGGAAUUGGGAGCAGUGUCUCUGGAUGGUUAUUUUCAUCUUUGGAAAGCCGAAAAUACACUGUCUAAGCUUCUCUCCACCAAACUGCCGUAUUGCCGUGAAAAUGUCUGUCUGGCCUAUGGCAGUGAAUGGUCAGUGUAUGCAGUGGGCUCCCAAGCACAUGUGUCUUUCUUGGAUCCACGACAGCCAUCUUACAACGUGAAGUCUGUCUGCUCCAGGGAGCGAGGCAGUGGGAUCCGGUCAGUGAGCUUCUACGAGCACAUCAUCACUGUGGGCACAGGGCAGGGCUCCCUGCUAUUCUAUGACAUCCGAGCACAGAGAUUUCUGGAAGAGAGGCUGUCAGCUUGUUAUGGAUCCAAGCCCAGACUAGCAGGAGAGAACCUGAAACUAACCACUGGCAAAGGUUGGCUGAAUCAUGAUGAAACCUGGAGGAAUUACUUUUCGGACAUUGAUUUCUUCCCCAAUGCUGUUUACACCCACUGCUACGACUCGUCUGGAACGAAACUCUUUGUGGCAGGAGGUCCCCUUCCUUCAGGGCUCCAUGGAAACUAUGCUGGGCUCUGGAGUUAACGACAACUCUCUCCCAAAAUGCAGAGAUUUACACUUCUAUCCUCAGUUUCCUUGUUUAUUCUUUUGAUUUUUUUUUUCCAGUUGUGUGAAGCUCUCAAUUUUUAGUGGGAACACCAGAAUUUACCUAUGGUUUA
Chrysochloris asiatica (Cape golden mole) is the source of this 1644-nucleotide messenger RNA. RefSeq names its product DDB1 and CUL4 associated factor 12 (gene DCAF12). Gene Ontology annotation, cellular component: Cul4-RING E3 ubiquitin ligase complex. Bases 149 to 1510 code for a protein of 453 amino acids. Gene Ontology annotation, molecular function: protein binding. NCBI's taxonomy places the organism in Eukaryota, Metazoa, Chordata, Mammalia, Afrosoricida, Chrysochloridae. The record is from RefSeq and is a predicted model, not a curated record. The transcript has 9 exons.